AACAAGGAAGGAAGAGUCACACACAGACACCCACACCUCUCCCACCAUUUCACCUUCCCUUUGCCUUUCUUUUUUUUGUUUUUCCUCUCUUUUUCCUACACCCAUUGUGAGAUUCUUGCACUGCUCCUUUCUCUUCCACUGGAUUGUACAGAUUCCCAAUUAAUAACCCUUUUAAUCUCUUCACUUUUGAUUGAUUUUGGGCUUUUUCUGCUUUGAUUUUGCUCUUCUCCUUCUUCUUCUUCUGUUUUCAUUCAUCUUUGUUGGGGUUUUUCAUACUUUUUUAGGCAAAACUCUUCUGGGUCUUUCAGCUAUUGCUUGUUUCUGCAAAUUCCCCUUUCUGGGUUCUUUGCAGAAAAGGGUUUUGUGCCCUGUAGCCUUGCGUUCAUAUAAAGGCUUGAAGAACAAACCAAUCAUUUUUUUCCAUUUUUGUGUAAUUUUUGUGAAUAUUUUUGUUUUUUACCCAAUUUUUCUUUUGUAAUUUGCUUUAUCUUGUGGAGAAAUUUGUAAAAGGAAGAGAAGGAGAUGGGCAAGCAAGGGCCUUGCUAUCACUGUGGAGUUACAAGCCUGCUUGACUUUUCGAGGUUAGAGAGUGAAAUGGCAUGAAGAAGACAAUAAGGACUGAUCGGCACACCACUCUGGCGCAAUGGGCCUCCCGAUAAGCCAGUAUUGUGCAACGCAUGUGGAUCUCGAUGGAGGACGAAGGGAAGUCUUGCAAACUAUACUCCUCUUCAUGCUCGGGCAGAUCCUGAUGAGUACGAUGAUAAAAGGCUCUCUAGGUUGAAGAACUCGUCCAUGUAUAAGAACAAAGAAGUGAAACUGCUUAAAAGAAAGCAUUAUCAAGAUCAUGAAGUUGUGGUUGGGGUUAUCCCUGAUCAUGCUCAGAGCUUCCACAAGGCAGUGGAUGAAGAUACAAGUAAUAGAUCAAGUUCUGGAUCAGCCAUAUCAAAUUCCGAGAGCUGUGCACAAUUCGGUGGCGCCGAUGGAAGUGAUCUGACAGGACCCUCACAGUCGACAGCUUGGGAGUCGAUGGUGCCUUCGAGAAAGAGGACCUGUGUUGAUCAUCCGAAGUCUACUGCAGUCGAGAAACUCACUAAAGAUCUAUACACCAUUUUACGUGAACAGCAGUCGUACUUCUCUGGAUCUUCUGAGGAGGAUUUGCUUUUCGAGAGUGAAACUCCAAUGGUCUCUGUAGAGAUAGGUCAUGGAAGCAUUCUCAUGAGGCAUCCAAGUUCCAUUGCUCGAGAGGAGGAGUCGGAAGCAAGCUCAUUUUCAGUUGAUCAUAAACAUUUCUCUGUAAACGAGGCUUAUUCAGAGUCGUCCAUCGUUCCUUCUACUCUUGGAAUCGGGAGAAAGCACUCUAAUGGACAGGCGUUCUUGCAGGAACAAAUCAAAAAGGACAGGCCUCAAUUGGAAAAAGUGCAAGCGCUUGGGAAUCAUAAUUCGCCUCUCUGUAAUAUCGAUCUAACUGUCAUUCUAAACUUCAGAGAGUUUACGAAGCAAUUGACGUGUGAAGAUCAACGAGAAUUAAUGAAGUAUUUGCCUUCUGUUGAUACUGAAGAGCUUCCAGACAGCUUGAAUAGCAUGUUUGAAAGCCCCCAAUUCAAGGAGAAUUUGAAUUCAUUUAAGCAGCUGCUCACUGAAGGAGUCUUUGAUUUCUCCUUUCUGGGUGCGAAAAGAGAAGACUGCAAGACGUUGAGUCGACUCGUGUUGUGGGAUUUGUCUAAAUCAAAAUGGGUGGAACAAUACGAUCGACUUAAGAAAUGUUCUACUAGCUUUGUGGAUGACAAGAGAUUGCUUGAUGCUCAAAACAAAAAGUUUUCAGAAACAAGGAUUACAAUGAUGAGUCCGAGAAGGGUGACGACGAAGACUAGCGUAGAAAGCAAGGAACUCAUUGACGACAGUUGUUGCUUUAGUCCAAGAAGUUUAUUUGCUUUGCCAUCUGAUGGAAGUUCCUUCACAUUGGAAUCUUUACAUUUUGAUGAGGAUAGUUUUGACCAGGAUCUCUUGCUCGAUGUGAGGUCGAACAGCUCGUUCCCACAAGCGGAACUCCUGAGUUUUGGUGGUGAACAAGCAAGCAAUAGUAGUAGUUCGAUAAAUCUACGACUUAUGCAUCGUUGAAUAUUCUAAAGUCUUAUAACUUAAAAAAGCGUAUUUCUUUUCUUGCUCGAUGAAGCUGGAAAUGAGAACCGUCUCAAUAUGGGUUAUGGUUGAUUUCUCGUGUUUACCCUCGAAUCACCGUUAUAAACUUGCAUCUAUAAGGGUCGAUUUGGGUAGGUUUUUUUUUCCCUUUCUUUUGUAAAUGCUAUUGUUGAAUGUAAUAUGACUGUAAUAGAUGGCUCCCUUCCAAGAAGUUAUAAGGUUUAGAUUUAUGUA
Molecule: messenger RNA, 2373 nt
Organism: Cucurbita maxima (winter squash)
Lineage: Eukaryota; Viridiplantae; Streptophyta; Magnoliopsida; Cucurbitales; Cucurbitaceae
Product: GATA transcription factor 26-like
Exons: 9
Coding region: 793-2118 (441 amino acids)
Biological process (GO): regulation of DNA-templated transcription
Molecular function (GO): sequence-specific DNA binding; zinc ion binding
Source: RefSeq, a predicted model, not a curated record